ACGCCUCGAUCACGGAGGCUGCCAUCUUUCAACUCUUUGUUUGAAGCGAGCUUACGUACAGCUAUCUAACAGCUUCUUUGCUUGCGUUGAGGUUCACAGACAUGCAAACACACUGCCUCCCUCCAACCCCAACACCCACAUGCUCUCUCUUCAGGAACAUGAAGUGAGACGUAUACUGAGGACAGUGAACCCGAGGAAAGCUGCUGGACCUGACGGCAUCCUAGGGAAGGUGCUCAAAGCAUGCGCAGACCAGCUGUCAGGAACCCUCACCAAGAUCUUCAGUCUUUCCCUGACGCAUGCUACCAUCCCACCCUGCCUGAAGUCUGCCAUCAUCAUCCCCGUACCCAAGAAAACAGCCAUUGACAGUCUGUGACUACAGACCCAUAGCUCUCACAUCUGUAGUCAUGAAGUGCUUCGAGAGGCUGGUCUCACAACACAUCAGAGACUGCCUUCUUACAUCCUUCAACCUUCACCAGUUUGCCAACAGGGCAAACUGAUCAAUGGAGGAUGCCAUCGCCACAGCACUUUACAGAGCGCUGAGCCACCUGGAACAUCAGAAGAGCUAUGUGAGUAUGCUCUUUGUGGACGGUCAGCCUUCAAUACCAUCAUCCCAGGCAUAUUAGUCAGUAAACUGUCUGACCUACAAAUCCCCUCUCCCACCUGUGGCUGGAUAAAAGACUUCCUCACCAACCGGCCACAGUCGGUCAAAUUUGGCCCCCACCUCUCCUCCACCCUCACGCUCAGCACAGGCUUUCCACAGGGCUGUGUGCUGAGCCCUCUACUCUACGCACUUUACACAUACGACCGCACUCCAUCCCACCCCACCAACACCAUCAUCAAGUUCACCAUGGUUAGGCUCAUCUCCAAUGGAGAUGAGACUGCGUACAGAGACAAAGUGGAAAAAUCGACUGCCUGGUGCUCAGGAAACAACCUUUUACUGAACACCAGUAAAACAAAAGAACUUCUCAUUGACUUCAGGAAGCACAGAACAGACCCCGUCCCUCUCUUCAUCAGCGGAGAAUGUGUGGAAAUGGUUAGCUCAUUCAAGUUCCUGGGCACCCACAUCUCUGCCUACCUUUCCUGGACUAUUAACACCACAGCUGUCGUGAAGAAGGCACAGCAGUGGCUGUGGAAAACCAACCUGGAAAAGAUGCUGCUGGCUGGCUUUUUACCGCUCCUCUGUGGAGACUGUGCUCAGUACGUGUCUGCGUGUGGUAUGCAGGCUGCACAACAAAGGGGAAGAAACUGUUAGAAAGCCCUGCAGAGAGUGAUAGAUACGGCACAAAAAAUCAUUGGCUGCUCUCUGCCCUCCCUGGACGAUAUCUCAAGGUCCCGCUGCCUCAGAAGGGUCGACUCAGACCCCUCACAUCCAGCCCAUCAUCUGUUUAACCUCUUGCCCUCUGGAAAGCGCUAUAGGUCACUCAAAUCCCACACCACUAGACUUUCUAACAGUUUCUUCCCCUGGGCCAUAUGCACCAUAAACAAUCACUCAGUGCAUUUACAUGCACAUCCAAAUCGAGCUACUGUCGGUAAUUGAGCUAAGGGUCCCAGCAGGGGUGCCAGAGAAAUCCAAUCCUACAUGCACACAAGGAAAUCAAGCUGUUGUGUGAGGUACAUUGUGCACCCGAGCCACAGGUGGCGCUACACGCCCCAUCAUGUUGGUACACUUCUGGUUGUCGUCAUGAAGAAGAGGAGUGAUUUCCACUUUACAUUCACACCAUGUCAUUGCCACCUGUUGGCUACAAACUGUCCUACACAGACCACUGUUUUGUAAGACAACUUAUUUUGCACAAUUGUAUAUUUUUCUAAAGUCCAUUUUUUGCUUACAAUUUAACUUAUGUCUUAAUAAACACACAAAAAGUUCAAUUGUUUUUGUUUUUUGUCCCCUUGUUCCUCCUGACCUCUUCUGCUGCUCGCUACUACUACUGUUGUCAUGCCGACCGAGGCUGUUGUGUUUCCCGCUUGUGGUCUCGUCACUCGUCACUUCCGGAAGGGAAGUACAUCCUGAUUCCUGUUUUGCCUCCCAUGUGUUGGUGAUGUUCGCAAACAUGAAGUCUGAUAUUGCAUAUGAAAAGCACGACCGCAAUGCAUGAUGGUAUAUAUUGCUUGAUGGCUGAGGUGGAGUCGAGUAAAGGAGAGAGUCUUCUGAAACCUCAAAAGUAUUACAGGUGUAUUUUGAUCAUCACCUGUCUCACUGCUUUGCUGCUCGUGAUGUUUAGCCUCCAAACACUCCUUCUGCCCUCAAUCUUAUCAUCUGGCCUGAAGAAAAAUCCUCCCAUCACGCACACCUGCACUGAUGCCUGCAGACUGGUUCUGGUAGAGAGCAUCCCAGUGGGGGUAGAAUUCAACUCGUCUGUUGGUCAUCCAUCCAUCUAUCAGUCGUGGCUGAGUCUCUUGUCAGAGGCACAGAGCAGUCUGGACAUUGCCUCAUUCUACUGGAGCCUCACUAACGAGGACACACACACACACGAGCCCACAGCCAAUCAGGGUGAGAAGAUCCUGCAGGAACUUGUAGAGCUUUCUGGGAAAAUCUCAGUGCGCAUCGCUGUGAACACUUUUCGGGACAAUCAGCCACAGCAUGACAUCCAGCAACUUGUUAAUGCUGGUGCUGAUGUGAGGGAUGUAGACAUGCAGCAUUUAACAUCUGGUGUGCUGCACACUAAGUUCUGGGUGGUGGAUAAGAAGCACAUUUACAUUGGUAGUGCCAACAUGGACUGGAGAUCCUUAACUCAGGUGAAGGAGCUCAGUGCUGUGGUAUAUGACUGUAAGUGCCUUGCUGAGGACCUUGGGAAAAUAUUUGAAGCCUAUUGGUUCCUUGGUGACAGCAAGACAAUACCUGCUCCCUGGCCCAGCCAAUACUCUACAGCCUUUAACAAAGACAAACCAAUGCAGCUGCCAAUCAAUGGGACAGACUCUAGAGUUUACCUGUCGAGCUCUCCUCCAUCUUUAUGUGCUGAGGGCAGAACUCCAGAUCUUCAGGCCAUUUUAAGUAUCAUUAAUGAUGCACAACAGUUUGUUUACAUUGCUGUAAUGAACUACCUGCCCACUAUGGAGUACUCAGCAUCUAAAAGAUACUGGGGUGAUAUUGACACUGAGCUAAGGCGUGUGGCAUUUGAGAGGAUGAUUUCUGUGCGUUUGCUGAUCAGUUGCUGGAACAGCACCUCUGCAGUCAUGUUUCCAUUUUUACACUCGCUUGCCUCUUUACAGGAUUCAAAGAGUAACCUGGACAUUCAGGUGAAAAUCUUUGUGGUUCCCAGCAGCCCAAGUCAAAAGAAAAUCCCUUUCGCUCGAGUGAACCAUAACAAGUACAUGGUAACAGACAGAGUUGCCUAUCUAGGAACGUCAAACUGGUCCGGCGAUUACUUUGUGAACACAGCGGGCUCAGCUUUGGUGGUGAAUCAGACUUCGACCUCAUCCUCAGAAUCUCCAGUGCGAAAACAGCUGCAGGCUGUGUUUGAAAGAGACUGGGAUUCUUCCUACAGCACUCCACUCAAAUACAACAGCAACCUUGAGCAGAUAUGUGAAGUAUAACACUGAACCAGCAGGGGGCACAUUAAAAUGCCCUUGUGUUCCCCAGCGUUGUUUUAAUGCAGCCUUGUGGACUUCAGCUAACACCUAGGCCAUGUAAAAGGAGGAGUAUGGGGAAACACACUCAACCUCUGCAGCUGCAACAAUGUAGCUGAAAGGAUUUCAUCUCAGAUUUAAAUACUUGGUUGCCUUUACAUUAAUUUCACUGUGCUUGAGUGUGCAUGUGACAAAGGCUUCUUCUUCUUCUUCUAAAAAAAUUGCAAGUUGACAUUAUAUUACAAAAUGCAGCCUGAACACAAAUAAUGAAAGAAAAAUGUUUGUCAGAUGGUACAGGCUACUUUUUGAUUUAGUUGUAUUCUUGAAUUCUACAAUGAUCUUGACUUGAUUGCCACUCCAGCAUUUAUCUAACCAGCUUCACUUGAGAUUAACAGAAUGGCCAGUAAGAUAGCAACUACAGGAACGUCAAUGAGAAGAGUGUGUGGGGGUGGGGGUGGGGAGGGGGAUUAGAACAGAGGGCAUGAUGUUCAGUCCAGUGCAUAAUUAACUGUUUUCUCCUUGCAUUACAUAAACCAUAACACAUAACCAACACAAUGAACAUAAUUGCAGGAACUUCAAUGAGGAAUAGUUACAUAUUCAUUUCUAAGAUUGAGACAUUUAAUGUCCUUUUUUUUAAAAUCAUGACUCAGUUAUUACAGAUAGCAUUAAAAUCCACUUGCACUUUGGCACAAAGCAAAGGUUUGGCCAAAAAUAAAAGGUACGCACUGUCCCCCCACUCCAAAUUUAGUCAGUCAACCAAGAUGUGUUUGGUGUUCAGGUAGGAGGUGUGGGUUUCUGAUUUCUAAAGGCUAAAUGCAGGCAUGUAAAUUAGAAGUGAUUUGGAUUAUAAUAAAUUUGUCUGACUUGUUAGCUACAUUGCUUUUGUAACUGCAGAAGCAAACUUCAGAUCAAGCUUGUCUUAGCUGUUGAUUGAUGAUGCACUGAAUGCAGUAAUGCGUUCUUUUGCCAAACUAUCAGGGUUGUUUUACAAUCAGGGUACAAAGUUUGUGUCACAGGGGUCCAAAAUUCAAAUUGAUUCAAACUGGUUCUUGUACCAGUUUUUAAGUGAAGGACACGUUAAAAACAGAUUUCAGGUAAUUUUUUGACAUAUGUGUAUGGUAGUUUUGUGUAAUCUGUUAUAAGAUAAAGAAGAUUAAGUGUAGCUUUAAGCAGGGCUGGGAGAAACAAAUAAAGUGAUUCUCGGAGAGGACAUUUUUUUUGACAAUUCAGAAUCCACUACUUCCAUAGUGCUUUUAAAUAUAAGGCUGUAAGCUUUGUGUUAGUUGUCUCUAAUAUUUAUGUCCCAAUAUCUUGACCACAUUUUGGGAUGAAAAUAAUCAUUUUAGAUAUGUUAUUUUAUAUUGAAAGAUUAGCUGUCUCGGAGAGGACAUUUUUUUGACACAAUUACAUACUAAUUUGAUCAAAAUAGUCUGAAAACUUACUGGCAUUCAACAUUAAAACUUAACUAUGUUUCCAAUGAUAUGGAACCAAAUAUUUGUUUUAUGGUAUAAAGAAUGAUUUAAGUGCAUCCCUUUUGGAGCUACCUGUGGUCAAAAAAGCACUUUUUCUAAAUGACACGAGUAAUUUUGCUAAAUAUGACAUAUAUUGCCAUACAUUCACCAAAAAUAACAUUAUCACCAAUUUUUUUUUUUGCAUGGUAGAGCUAUCACAAGGCUACAAUAAACAACCAAGUUUAUUUAGUCAAGUCUUUUGAUAUUGAAGAUAAUAAGUGUUAAAUGUGGUUUUUAGCUUGCGUACCCUGAUUGUAACACAACCCGUCACUCUUACAGACAUAGUAGCAAUCUAUUAUUUUGGCUUUUGUAGCAAAGAGAAUUUAAACACUGUACCUGGGCAGAUCAUGUUUUUAAAAUUUUCGGCUAAAAUAUUAAGAAAUUAAACUGGUAUGAAUGUUAUUUUCUCAGGUAAAUCUAUGGCUGGUCACUGAUGCCCAGAAACCCCAAAAUAAUAAUACUGCUGUCAUUUACCAGCCUUAAAUGUGUUACUUGAAAUGCAUUACCAUUUGUACCCAUUAUGUUUUGGCUUUUCUUUUCAGUGAAUAAAUAUUUUUACUGACUUUUCCCCUCGACAAGGCUAUUCUGUAACCAAUUCUGAAAAAAUAUAUAUAUAGGUAUAGUACAGAUGUACUCCACCUACACCUAAGGGACAUUCUACAGUGGUCCCGAAACCCAGGAAAGGUGGAGCACAGAGGACGGCAGGACAAAGCUUUAGGUAAGGAACAGGCUUUAUUGCCAGACUUUUCAGUUUAACAAUAUUUCCCAAAACACACACACACGCUGUGUUCUCGUCCCGGGAAGAGCUUCCCUCUGCUCUCCCUCUGUCUCCUUAAAUAGGGCGCAGUUACUGGGAAGCCACACAAACACAGGUUAAUUACCAUCAGGUGUAGUGAUUCUGCCACUCACCUUCCCUGGCUCCGCCCUCCCGUCACAGACCGGCGCUUGACCACGCCCCCGCUGCCACAGCCAUGUAAUGUAAUAUAAAUGCCUUCACUCACUGUUCUGUCCUCCAAAUAGGUUUUGAAUGAUCCCUGCUGAAAUACUCAUCCCCUGUUCUUCCCAGAUUGUCUGUUUUAACUCUGCCAGAUGUUUUUCCCAAUCUCUGCCAAUUAUUCAUGACAUCUGUUUUUCGCCAGAUGUCAUACACUGUCUUGAGCUUGUAUGACAUCUGUUGUAAUGGCAGAAAUUAAAAAUUAUAAUUUUUUUUAAAGAUUAAAUAUUUUUUCAGUUUUCAUGCAUUUAAAAUAAUAUCACAUAUCAAUGUUCAAGGGGUGACAAGUUUUGAGCCUCCAAGAAAUGAUAGCCAAUAGAAAUAUUUUAAUGCUUUAUUUUUGAACAUAAUCUCCCUUCAAGUCAACACACUUCUUCUACCAGUGGUGGACUGCCUGGAUCCUACUGGAGUAGAAGUCUUUAUUUUAGGCUUUGAGGUAGGCAUCCAUGGCCUCCUCAUUGGUGGCUGUGACAGCGGGGGCGUGGUCAAGCAGCAGUUUGUGAAUGGAGAGAGAAGCUGGGGAAGGUGACUGGCAAAGUGGAAGCACCUGUGUUAAAUUAAUGUGCUGUUUGUGUGCAGUAAAAAGGAGAUAAAAGGGGAGAGCAGCAGAGUGAGUUUUCUUCUUCCCCCUGAUUGAUGUCAUGCUCAUGCAGUGGUGCACAGCACCUCCAGGGAAAACUGCUGAAAAGCAUUUUUGUGUAAUCUGGUUGUGUGCAAAUAAAAUUUGAGUUUGAACUUGAUCCCACCUGCCUGUGUUUCAGUGUUCACAGUAAUCAGGGAAGUGUUACAGUGACAGUCUGGCCAGAUCCUUUUUCAGGUUCAGGAACAGGUGGAAGUCAGAGGGUGUGAGGUCUGGUGAGUAUGGCGGAUGAGGAACAAGCUGGAAGCCACAGUCAUGGAUUUUUGCCAUCGUCACCACUGAGGUGUGGGCCGGAGCAUUGUCCUGAUGGAACAAGACCCCUCUGGUCAGCAUUCCUUGCUGCCUCUUGAUUCUCUCACGUAGAUGUGUCAGCAGGUCAGCAUAGUAUUGUCCAGUGAUAGUAUUGUCCAGUGACUAUGUGUGGUCCUUUUGGAGGUAAUCUAACAGCAACAUGCCUCGUUCAUCCCAGAAAACAGAUGCCAUGACCUUUCCAGCCAAGACCGUGACCUUGGCUUUCUUUGAGGUGGGAGAGGAGGGGUGCUUCGACUGCUGUUUGGUUUCAGGAUGGUAGUGAUGAACCAAGGACUUGUCCAUGGUAACAAAUCGAGCCAGGGAAUUUUCCGGAUCAGCUUCAAAGAGUUCUAAAUUGUUGGUAGACAGGGUGCACUGUGUGCGCUUCUGUUCCUCGGUCAGGAGAUGUGGCACCCAGUGAGCGCACACUUUCGACAAGCCGAGCUCGUUCCUCAGAAUGUUGUCGGCUAGCUCCUGGGGGACACCCAAACUGUCUGCUAUUUGAUGAGAUGACAGUCAGCAAUUUCCUAUAACCAUCCUGAGGACAAGGUCAAGGUUCUCUGGUGUAAACAUGGUUGAUGGCCUCCCUGACCUUGGAUCGUUGUUGAGGCUCUCCCUGCCACACUUGAAUUCUCUGACCCAAUGUUUGACCAUGGCAUACAAAGGAGCAUCUUCCCCUAAUGUGUUCACCAUAACUUUUAUGGAUCUCAGAUGGCGUCAUGCCUUUCAACCGAAUGUGGGGCUCUGUUAUUUGCAACACAGGCAGUCACGCAAUACAGGUAAUUACAUGAGGCAGGUCACAUGACAAACCAGGACAUUUAUAAAAGUUUGGUAGAUCAGACUCUUACACUCUCUUGGUGCUAAUGCUUGCUACUGCUGCUUUGAGUUGGGCUCCCCUUUCAUGCAGGGCGAUUGCUAGAAGCAUGUUUCCCUCUUCAUGGAGGACACAGAGGCUACUGCAUGGCAUUUUAAUAUUGAUGUGACCCCCUAUGAGCUGCUGGACUAUAGAUGUUGAUGCACUGGUAAAUUAUAUAAUUGUGUUUAUUGUUUUGUACUGAUAUUUAAAAUGGGUUUACUAUAUAUAUAUAUAUAUAAUAUAAAUAAUUUUUUUUUUUUUGCAGCAUUGGAAUGUUCCCUUUGCCCUUCCUGUGUUCUUGUGCUGUGGAAGUAUUGAGCAUUUGUGCAAAGUAGGCUUAUAUUUGCUGGUCAUGUUUGGAUAUGUUGUGCUGUUAAAUGAAGCUAGGAACUAACAUGCCUUGUUCUCUUUUAAAACAGACCAGGCCAAUCACUGUUUUACUGUUCAUGUUUGUUUUCUUUUGAUUUUUAGUUUUGUUUAUCUUUUAUUACCUGCCCUGUAUGCUUACUGGGUAUUGUCAAGGAGUCCAUUCCUACUGCAGUAUUUAUAGUUAAUCUAGCAUCUUGUGCUAUUGAUGGUGGUGGAUGCCGGUUGCUCUCCUCGCUCUCUAUAUCCCUCACGUAGGUUGUCCUUGUACAAGGCCAGAUCCGCACUGACUUACUGCUCCUUUACUGGGGGGCGGUGGCACACUGUAUUGGUGUGUAAUGUUGCAUGCUUUGUUUGGUGUUGGGUUUGUUGUCUCCUUUUCUGUCUCCCACUAGGGGCCUCUUGAGAGGGGAGCUGUGUGUGCCGAUCCAACCUUUCUAUUUUGAGGAGAAUCAGCCGGUUAUCCUCUGCAGUCGUUUUUAUUUUUAUACAUACUGUGUAUUUAUACUAAUUUGUAAUAAAUUUGAACUGUUUAUAUA
This is a messenger RNA of Neoarius graeffei (lesser salmon catfish), 8761 nucleotides long. RefSeq names its product phospholipase D family member 3 (gene pld3). The record is from RefSeq and is a predicted model, not a curated record. Gene Ontology annotation, molecular function: catalytic activity. The transcript has 13 exons. Lineage: Eukaryota; Metazoa; Chordata; Actinopteri; Siluriformes; Ariidae. Bases 2068 to 3531 code for a protein of 487 amino acids.